Alternaria incomplexa is the source of this 783-nucleotide messenger RNA. RefSeq lists its product as uncharacterized. NCBI's taxonomy places the organism in Eukaryota, Fungi, Ascomycota, Dothideomycetes, Pleosporales, Pleosporaceae. Bases 1 to 783 code for a protein of 260 amino acids. The transcript has a single exon. The record is from RefSeq and is a predicted model, not a curated record. Gene Ontology annotation, molecular function: hydrolase activity.
AUGCAUCUCCCAUCAACCCUCGCUUACUUUGCCCUCCUCGCCACAUCCUCUGCUCUGCCCUCCCCUAAACCCAAGCCCAGCGCCCAAAAACCACCCUACUUCCUCCUCGCCGGCGACUCAACAACCGCCGUACAAUCCGCAGGCGGCGGCGGCUGGGGCACCGGCUUCCUGACGACAACGCUUCAAAACGGUGCUUCAGGCACGAACUACGGCCACAACGGCGCAACAACCGUAUCCUUCCGACAAGGCGGCGACUGGGCCACCGUGCUAUCCUCCGCGAAAAACGUGUCAAGCAAAUACACGCCUUAUGUUACGAUUCAGUUUGGACACAACGACCAAAAGCCCGAUAAGAACAUCAGCGCCGCAGAUCUCACAAACAACCUGAUUGCGUAUGUGAACGAAGCGCGGGAUGUAGGCGCAACACCCAUCCUCGUUACAUCGCUAAGCCGACGCAACUACGACGCCGACGGGAAGAUCAAACUAAACCUCGCGGAUGUGGUUGCUGCGACGAAAGAAGCGGCGAGUAAGAGCGGCGCGGGCAUUAUCGAUUUGAAUGCGGCAAGCACGGCGUAUUUGAAUGCGAUUGGCGCGGAGAAGGCGCAUACGUAUAAUCUCAAGGCGGAUGAUAACACGCAUUUGAAUGCGGAGGGGAGUGUCGUGUUUGGGAAUCUGGUGGCGAUGUUGUUGGAUGAUGCGGUGAAGAGCGUGAGGAAAUAUGUUAAGCCUGUGCCGAGUGUGCAGAUGGCGCUGCAGAAGGGUGUUUAUAUUUUCCCUGCUGUUUAG